AUGCAAAUGAAUAUUAAAGUGUUUCUUUUGCCCUUAUCCUUAGUUGAAACCGCUGCACCUAUAAAUAUGCAGCCUGCUCACCCAUAUAACCAUAAUAAUGAUCAAGCUAAAUGCAGCAAUUUGUUACAAACUUGUGCUACAGUUUUGUUUCGGUCCGGAUUAGUCCACAAAAGGAUGGAUCAUGCCCACCAUUCUCAUGAUUCACCGUCCCAUUCUAGCAUGCAAUCAAGCGAGCAUUCCAUGGACAUGAAAAUGUACUUUAAUACUGAUCUCCACUACACAUUACUGUUCUCAUCCUGGGUCAUUAAUUCAGUUGGAAAAGCGAUCAUAGCAUGCUUUGGCUCUUUUAUAUUCGCUAUCAUAUAUGAAGCUUUAGAAACAUUACGACAUAAAUUGUUGUUACGGGCAGCAUGUAACAAUCAAUGUGGACGCGGUGAAAAUUCCUACGGUGGUGGUCCAUCAUGUCCAGGUUGCCCAAAUCCAUCGGAUUCCAAUUCCAACAACGGAUAUCUUAAUCCAAAUAAAUCAAAUGAAGAAGUUCAUGUUAACGUUGUAUCGAAUUCGUAUCGUCAGAGACUUCGCACAGUAAUACUACUGGACCCUUUUAACCCAAAUCCUAAUUAUCAUUCGAUUUCUGAAGUGCCAGAACGAUAAUGCUGAGUUAAUACAUGGAAUGCAUCGUAAUUCAUCAUCAUUUGAGGUGAUUGGUACAUGUAUUACGAAUGCCCUACCAAUGACUGCCUCGGAGGGCUAUGAUGCCUGGUGUAGAGGUAGACCGAAAGGAAUCUAGGGGUGGCCAAACCAAAACAUGUCACUGAUCCAUGAAGUCACUGACAACUAAACUAUGCUGUGUUGGUAGGUGUAAACUACCUGGAGUCCGCGAGACAGUCGUAACCGAUGGUUGGAGACCUUGAACGAAAUGGCUCAAAAUUGUUUGCGGUGGUACAGAUGCAUCCAUUCUCUGUUUUUCCUCAAAUUCUAAUUUUCUGAAUUCUUCAUUACCGUUUUAUCCCUUUUCAAAUUUAU
This is a messenger RNA of Schistosoma turkestanicum, 1026 nucleotides long. The record is from the annotation of a GenBank genome assembly. Lineage: Eukaryota; Metazoa; Platyhelminthes; Trematoda; Strigeidida; Schistosomatidae.